This is a messenger RNA of Striga hermonthica, 420 nucleotides long. The record is from the annotation of a GenBank genome assembly. NCBI's taxonomy places the organism in Eukaryota, Viridiplantae, Streptophyta, Magnoliopsida, Lamiales, Orobanchaceae.
AUGUUUAGGACCACAAACAUCGUUUACCUCGCGUUAUUUUUACUCCUCUCUACGAAUCUUUCCCACAAGGGUAAGAGUUGUUUUUUGCUCUAUGAUGCCCGUGUGAGUUUCACCAACAAUCUUCCGCAAAACUCUAAGCCGCUCAAUUUGCAUUGCGCGUCAAAAAACGAUGACCUUGGAAAUCACACGGUCGGUUAUGGUGAGAGUUGGGGCUUCAAAUUCUGCGUGAACCCUUUUGCCACCUUAUUUUAUUGCGACCUUAAUUGGGGCGAUAAGUCCAUGUCCGUACAUGCUUUCGACGGCAAGUGGUAUAUAAGCGCGCACGAUCCUUGCGCUGGCAAUCGUGGAAAUAACUGUGCAUGGAAGGUAGACAGUGAUGGUGCUAAGUUACCAAAAGGAGAGGUUCAUCAUUGGGAAUAA